Messenger RNA from Coregonus sp. 'balchen', 3107 nucleotides. The record is from the annotation of a GenBank genome assembly. Lineage: Eukaryota; Metazoa; Chordata; Actinopteri; Salmoniformes; Salmonidae.
GUAUGCAAUUGAGAUUCUCCCAAAGUAACCAAUCAUGUAACCAGAACAUUCCAGCAAUGCAUUGUGGGUGUAGUGUUUGCCAACUUUCACGUCAUUGCAGCAUAGACGCACUGCUUUCAUCAAGGUAACUAGUUUAUAUUUACUAGGUUAAUCCAUAGUAAAAUCGUUUGUUUUACUUUAUAUGUUUCAAGAAAUAGGCGACGAGUUCAGUCAUAAUAUGAGUCUGUCAUUUCUAAACUAAUGUCAAACCAGCAUAUGUGCUCAUGGGAUGGGAGACCUACCGCUACAGUAUCCGGCAGCUGAUGUGGUCCAGAGUGCAUGCAAGGUCGUAAGAAUUACAUAAUCGCUGCUGUAGCAAUGCUAAUUUCAACAGUUACUGUAAUAUCCCAUUUAGGACAACUGUCAUGUGUUACAGACAUGGAAAUAACAAGCUAGGGGUGCUGUUGUUUCACUCUUUGACCGUUAGCUAUAUGACUGGUUAUUUAAUAGGCUAGAUGUGAGAUGAGCUAGCUAUGAGGCAUAGCAAGAAUUCAUGAACCUUUACACAUUUAUUAUUUCUUAACGCUAAUAUCUGUUACAUCGCUGACAGGUCUGGGGUGUAGUCCUAUCCAGUGACUAACUUGUCAGGCAGAAUGGACCCCAUGUCCGGUUCAACAGUUAAAGCAGAGGGUUUUGUGGUCCCUCACCUAUAUGCUGGCUCUCCACCCCAGGGAUGCCCCAUGCAAAAGGAGACCAAACUAAGUAAGUCUCUUCAGCUGUGUCAGGUUGAUACGGUUGGUGUUUGCGUUUGUCUAUUGGUUCUCUGUUGUCUGCAGUGUAUACCCCUAACCCCAUCAGCUGGCACACCUUGAAUAACAAUAGCAAAGCAGAUAUUGUUUUUCAUUGUACUAAUGUAUUUCGACCUGUCCUCUCAGGUGCACCUGUACCACAAUCAGAGUGUCCCAUGCACAAGGCGUCCGUCCCAGCCCAGGUUGAGACCACUUCCCCCCCAGUAGCCCCAGCUUCAGACCAGGCAGGGUCAACACAUCAGGAUCGGGCAUACGAGUUUGUGGAGUGCCCCAUGAAAGCAGCCAACAGAGAGAAAUUUGUGUCUGACAUUGAUAUUGCAAACAUGGUACGAAAAGCAGCUAAAAUACUUGUGUAUUAUUCUUACUACUGUGUAAUUACACAGUGAUAAGAACACUAAAGUGUUAGAGUUUUUUAAUAAACUGAUGUACUGAAUGUUAUUUAGUGUACCUAUCUUUUUUCAUAACCCAGGAACUGGUUGACUAAUAGGCUAAAAUCAAAUGAAAACCAGUCAAUUAGGAGAUAGAUGCCAAUAGAGCAUAUAUCGAUGAGACUUAAAACUCUGAAGGCAUCCAGUUUUGUUCUGUUAUUUCUCUUUAUCCAGAUGCCGCCACCCAACCAGCAGCCCGCCCCAGGUCAGCCCUUUGAUCUGUCAGUGAACAGAGAGGAGUCCCAGAUCCCCCGGGGUGGUACGGAACAGAACUGGGUCUACCCCUCGGAACAGAUGUUCUGGAAUGCCAUGCUGAGGAAAGGGUCAGUCGACCAAUCAGAACACUGAAGAAAGAUGGCUUGGGCAUAGAGAUAGAAUGUAUAGAAUUGAUAGAACCUAUAGUUUUAUCUCUAUGGGGUUUAGGGUUUCUACUGCUGUGUACUGACUCAUUAAAAUUGUUUCACAGAUGGCACUGGAAAGAUGAAGAUCUUGGGCAAAAAGACAUGACGAACAUCAUCAAGAUUCACAACCAGAACAAUGAACAGGCAUGGCAGGAGAUCCUCAAAUGGGAACAAUUCCAUAAGAAGUGAGUAAACUCAGUGAACAAUCAACAUCUCAGACUCUGGUACAAAACCAUGUAAGGUUGAGCGCUUUUUACUGACGUUUCAAAUUACCCCUGAAUGACAAGUGCAUGUCACGAUAUGUAUGCCAUACCAGAUAUGUGAAUUGUAUUUGAUUUCUUUCUUUCUAGGGAAUGUCCCUGCGGACCCUCCCUGUUACGGUUUGGAGGCAAAGCAAAAGAAUUCACUCCUAGAGCCAGGUUUCGCCACUGGAUGGGGUGAGUUUUUGGUGUAAACAGUUGUGAGUGGAAGUUACAUACAUGCAAAAAUAUAUACAUUUCCUUGACACAGACCUAGCACAAGCAAGUACAACUAGCACUCUUUGUCUGGUUGUUUCAAUGUAUAAUACAUUAGAUCAUAUGACCUCAUUUUGUCUUCUACUCUUUGCAGGUAUGGCUUACCGUUUGACAGGCACGACUGGAUCGUAGACCGCUGUGGAAAGGAGGUGCGCUAUGUGAUUGACUACUACGACGGCGGUGAGAUCGAUAAGCAGAAUUUCACCAUCCUGGACGUGCGUCCUGCCUUCGACUCCCUCAGCGCCGUGUGGGACCGUAUGAGAGUGGCCUGGUGGCGCUGGACCUCCUCUUAAACCCCAACACUCCCCACACUAAUAGCCUGAUCCCAGAUCUGUAUGUUGUCAUGCCAUUCAAUGAUAGUCAGAGGAGUUGGCUAAAUCACAUACAGAUCUGGGACCAGGCUAUCCACUACCACUUUAGAUUCACAGGGUUGAAUACAGUCGCUAUGUUCUCCUUCAUUGAUUUGAGGGAGUACUAAUGUAUUUAUUGACCAGACUCUGGCACUCUGCUAAUAACUAAACUUUUAAUUGACAGAUUGUCUUCAUUGCUUGAAGUGAACUGUUUUGAUUGACUUUGAGUCCACACACGCAAUCACCAUGUAUAUUGACUUACUGUAAUAAUUGUUUGUUUGGGAGGACAUACUAAUUGGUGGCUUUUCUUUAGUGAAUCAAUUAUCCUAAGUUGAUAAGAUGGAACUGUGUGUUAUUUGUAUCCAGUAUUAUGGUGUUGUUUUAAGUUAAAGGGAGGGAUUCUGUACUUGUGGGCUUCUAACAUGUAUUUAAAGUGUCUCAAUGACUAAACGCAACAACUCCCAGGUCAAUGGAAGCAACCAUUUGGAAUGGACUCAAUGAAGACAAAUUGAUAAUCCAUUUGUCGCAGAUAAAACAGGUUCAUGGGUACCCUUUGACUUGAGUUUCAAUGCAACACACAGUUGAAUGUUUUCUUUCUUCACUGUCAUCAUUUAGUUAAAUCCAG